AUGGAUCAAUUUGACAUUCCACCAAAUCAAACACUCUACGUCAACAAUCUGGAAGAAAAAAUAAAUGUGAAUGACUUGAGAUAUCUAUUGUAUGAAUUUUUUUCUCCAUAUGGAAAUGUAGUAGAUAUAGUUUUAAAGAAAUCCAAUAAAUCAAGAGGACAAGCAUUUGUCAUUUUUAGUAAUUUAGCAUCUUCAACCUUAGCGUAUAAAAAUUUAAAAGGAAAAUUAUUCUUAAAUAAAUAUAUAAAUAUAAAUUAUGCAAAAACAAAAUCGAGAAUAAUUGAAAAGUUUGAAGGAACAUACAAACCAAUUACCAACUAUAAAUCUGCAAAUAUAUAUGAACAUAAAUCAAAUUUUUUCACUCUCUUUGUUCAAAAUCUUCCAAAUGAAAUUAAUAAAAAUGCUUUAGAAAUUUUAUUUAAUCAAUAUCCAGGGUUUUGCGAAGUUAGAUAUAUUCCUGGUAGGAAUGUUGCAUUUAUUGAUUUCAAUUCAUUUCAAAGUGGUGAAAUUGCUAUGAAUGGCUUGCAGGGAUUUAAAGUAACUACUCAUUACCCCAUGAAAAUUUCCUGGUCUAAUUGA
Molecule: messenger RNA, 579 nt
Organism: Plasmodium gonderi
Lineage: Eukaryota; Apicomplexa; Aconoidasida; Haemosporida; Plasmodiidae
Product: U2 small nuclear ribonucleoprotein B''
Exons: 1
Coding region: 1-579 (192 amino acids)
Biological process (GO): mRNA splicing, via spliceosome
Cellular component (GO): U1 snRNP
Molecular function (GO): U1 snRNA binding
Source: RefSeq, a predicted model, not a curated record